GGGGCCUAAGCGGGGCGGGGGAGUGGCGUGUGUGCAGAGCGGGGCGUUCGGGGGGCCCCGCUGCCUUGCUUCUCCAUGCGGGCGCCAGCGCUGAGUGGGGCUGGCGCGCCGGGCGCCGGAGGCAGCGCACGGUGCUGAGGGGCCGCGGCCCGGGGAGACGAUGGCAAAAUGGCUGAAUAAGUACUUCAGCCUGAGCAAUAACAAAACCAAGAGUCCCCCUCAGCCUCCGCGGCCCGACUAUCGAGAGAAGAGGAACGGUGCCGGCAGCGUGCCCCGCCCCGACGGGCCGCCGCACCUCCACCUUCACCACCACACGUCGCCCGGUUUCCCGCGCCGCCGCCUGCGCGACGACACCAGCGACCUUCUCCGCGCCUACCGAGCACAGAAAGACCGCGACUUCGAGGACCCCUACAGCGGACCCGGCUCCUCGCUUCUGAAGCUGCGUGCCAUGUGCCGCCCGGAUUACUCGGUGCCGGAGGAUCUGGGCGAGGCGGCCCCCAGGGCUUUCUCCUCCUCCUCAUGCUGUGCCGCGUCCCCCACCGCCGGGGCAGCCGGCUCCCCUCAGCUCUUUCGCAGCCACAGCGAGCGCCGCCCGGCCACGCCACCCGACGUGAAGUAUAUCUCCCCGAAGCAUCGGCUUAUCAAGAUCGAGGGUGGCGGUGGCCGCGAUGUAACAGGCAAGAAGCUCAACAAGGGCUCCAAGCAGCUGGCGACCUCUGUCCCCUCUGCCACGAAAGACAAAGUAUUGAUAGCUGAUGACUAUUCAGAUCCAUAUGAUGCCAAAAGUGAGUUGAACAGAAUUGGAAAAGGGGAGAAUACUGGCUAUAUGGAACCAUAUGAAGCCCAGAGAAUCAUGACUGAGUUUCAGAAGCAGGAAGGCAUGAAGUCCCAUCAAAAAAACAUGCAGCUCUAUGACACACCCUAUGAACCAGAAGGCAGUGGUGUGGAAUCCGAUUCUGAAAGUGUGGUGAGUCACCGUUUACGAGAAAGCAAAUUGCCACAGGAUGAUGACAGGCCUGCAGAUGAAUAUGAUCAGCCAUGGGAGUGGAACAAAGUCACCAUCCCAGCUCUGGCAGCCCAAUUUAAUGGAAGUGAGAAACGACAAACAUCUCCUUCUCCCUCAAAUGACCAGCACAGGCAGUUAAGAGCACCUGGAGGAGGCUUUAAACCUAUCAAACAUGGCAGUCCAGAGUUUUGUGAGAUCCUGGGAGAGAGAAUAGAUCCAAGUAUUCAACUGGAAAAGCAGAUAUGGUAUCAUGGAGCAAUCAGUCGGACGGAUGCAGAAAACCUCUUACGUUUAUGUAAAGAGUGUAGCUACCUUGUAAGAAAUAGUCAAACAAGCAAGCAUGACUAUUCUCUUUCACUGAAGAGCAGUCAAGGUUUUAUGCACAUGAAGCUGAUGAAGACCAAAGAGAAGUACAUCCUGGGUCAGAACAGCCCUCCCUUUGACAGUGUUCCUGAAGUCAUCCACUACUACACUACAAAAAAGCUGCCUAUCAAAGGAGCAGAACACUUGUCGCUGCUCUACCCUGUAGCUGUGCGGACCCUCUAAUAAUCUAGUCUCACCCCUUCCUGUGGAUGGGAGGUGAGAGGUAAGCUGGGUUGCACAGAAUUCAUUGCCAGAAUUCAGUGCUUGAGUCUGUGAUGGAGUGACAGCCUUUAGUCUUGGGAUUGUGGAUGCUCUGUAGAGUUGUGUAUGGUACUCUUAUGCUGCAGGGUGCCUCCAAAACCAGGCUUCUACAUAACAGAAAGAAAUUUUAUUUUAGUACAAAGAGAACAGACAACCUUCACAGAGCUUCUCUGUGAGUGAAAGUACUUCCCAAAAGUUCUUCCUCCAUGUUUUGAGAAGAAUCAACAAGUUCUUCUCAGCAGUAAAACGCCAGCAACUUUUAUUCUCUUGCUACCCUGAGAAACUUCUUCAUGUGAAAGAGUACCCUGACUGAGGGAACCCAGAGUCCCUUGAUGGACCUGAGAAAAAGCUGCUUAGCAGGUGAGUUCUGUGGCGCUGCUCACUUAGCCUGGUGGGUUUUGGGUGAUUUUUAAUGAAGUUUCUUGGGGUAGUCAAAUCUUGAACUCCUAUUAGGCACACAAUCUUAAAAUAAUUUUGUAAAAGCAAAUCCUGGUCAAUUAUUUAUGAAGAUGGAAUGUAAUGAAAAAGUAAUUUGUUAUAUAUUUUUAUCCUUUUUGGUAAAAUAAUCUCUUAAGGGUUACUGUAUUCAUUUGCAAGUUUCACUCAGAUGCAGGCAGCUAAUUCUGUUUGGUGCAGUUAAACCGUAAUGUUUUACGUAGUUAAGAAUGAGGCAUUUUAGUAUAUGGGUUAGUAUUUAUGCAUGUGGGUGGUCAGAGUCUUUUAUAAAGCUUUGUAGGCAAAAUCUUCACUUGCUCAUUCAUCUGUAUCAAACAGUCCUACUGAGAUAGCAGACUAACAAUUGUGUGUAAUACUGGCUUUCCCUAAGAUGAUAUUUGCAGCUGUACAAAUGAGAACUUUGGUAUGUAGCAGAAAUUUGUUUUUCUGGUGUAUCAAGACAUUUUUAAAACAAGGUUCCAUGAUACCUACCUUCUGGCCAGUGUUCAUUUUCACCAUAAGCAGAAGCCUUCUGCUGUAUUUCAGUCACUGUCAGCCAGAAGCACUGCACAAGCUGCUCUGAAUCUUAGUCCUGCCAACUCAGUGCCCAUCUACAUGAGAGAUAUUUUCUACAUGCUCUGUGUGCUCGUUCAAGGGGAUAAAUGAAAUAUAUAUAUAUAUAAUUGUGCAGAAAUUAGAACUGGACAAUCAAUAGCCUAGUAGUCCUCAUUUUGUGCCAUUUCCCACCUGUGUCUAGAAUGAUGUGCAUUAACCCACCAGCCGUUGUAGUAGCAGACUGGUUAUAUGCAGUAUAUGUAUUUUACAGGCUGCAAUAGGAGUGUGAAACUGUGUGUUAUUUAAUUCAGCUUUCUUACCUACUACUCUUCCAUUUUAUGUAUGUUUAGAAAGAAGUGCAAAUAGGAGAAUUGUAAUGAAAUAUCCACUUACUGCCUGUAAAAGUAGUGCUUCAUUAUAUUGUCUAAUCUGGUAAAAACCUCAAGGAUGUCCUGUAUAAUCUCACUGGUGAUGAAUGUUCUGCUUCCUUUUAAGCUUGCCUUGUUCUUUACAUGACAUCCAACACAGUUUUAACUGGACUGGAUCACAUAUGUGGGGAGCCCAUUGUCAUUCUGUGCAGCAACAGUAGCGGGUCAAGCUGCAGCUGUCUCACCCGAAUUUGAAUCUGCAUUGUAAUAGGCUCUUGGUGGUUUUCUGAGAGAACGGUGGCACAAUAGAGUACAAAGAGACAACAUUCCUCUCCAAUAAAACCAAGCAUCCCCUUUUUCACAUACUCACCUACACUUGCUUUUCAUUUCCCUAAAGUCUUUUCAGAGCUUUUCUCCUCCUAACAUCAUCCAAUUGGUAAGAGCAUACAGGCACUUUUAAAUCAGCACAUUCUUCUUCCACCAGAGUAGGAGUACAUGAGGGUGGCAGAGCUUGCAGAGGUUAGGAAUUAGAUUGAAUCGGCUGCUGUCUGAGUCUUUGCCUGCGUGGGCUCUCGCAACUCUAUCAUGCCCCUUGAGACAGAGGUAUGUCGCAUCUCUUCUUUUGCAUGUUGAAGUGCAUUUUUGAGAAUUUGGCAAUAUUGCUUUCUGUGGCCGAUUUAUUCCUGUGAUGGAAAAGUAUGCCCCUACUCUCUCUAAGAGCAAUUACCAGUAGAAAAACCAACAACAACCAAAGCCUUGCCAGGCUUCCUUAAGCACAUUGUUUUUACCUCAUGGGGAUAACUGUUGUACCAGAUCUUGUCAUGGGCAUGAUUGAAAGUCAGCUGAAGCCAGCAAGUGCCAUUUUAUUGCAGUCUGCAGAUUUUGGGUCAGGAUCCUUGCUUCAUACAAAUCAGGUGAAUAAGCAUCACACGAAUGUGUGUAAAGUUUAUUACAGCUUCAAGGAUCAGAUCAGGGUUCUUGAUUCAGCCAGAGGAAAUAAUCCCAGAAGAUGUUGGUUGUCUGUGGAAAGUGCAUUUUUGGGUUUAUUAUUAUUAUUAUUAUUUUUUUUUUUUUUUUUAAAAAAAGACUUUUAGAAAGAAGUGCUCAUUAAUUGCAGAAUAAAUAAAAUGGGGAUUUUUGUUUGCACUGUAA
Molecule: messenger RNA, 4140 nt
Organism: Pezoporus occidentalis (night parrot)
Lineage: Eukaryota; Metazoa; Chordata; Aves; Psittaciformes; Psittacidae
Gene: SHB
Product: SH2 domain containing adaptor protein B
Exons: 6
Coding region: 161-1552 (463 amino acids)
Molecular function (GO): phosphotyrosine residue binding
Source: RefSeq, a predicted model, not a curated record